GUCCACCGUUCAAUCACUUCGACUGCAGGAGAUUCACAGUGCGAUAUAUACAGAAACGGCUGUGCACUCGCGCAUCCUCGUUUUUUUUUUAAUCUUUAAAUCAUUUUGUUAGGUUAUAGUAUAACGCAAAACCAUGAAAGAGAGAAGAAACGCACAGCCAUUGGUGGUCAGAUGUAAGCUGGUGCUGGUUGGGGAUGUUCAAUGCGGGAAAACUGCGAUGUUACAGGUUUUGGCAAAGGAUUGUUAUCCAGAGACGUAUGUACCCACAGUAUUUGAGAACUACACAGCCUGUCUGGAGCUCGAUGACCAGCGCGUUGAAUUGAGUUUAUGGGACACUUCAGGAUCUCCAUAUUAUGAUAAUGUGAGACCCCUCUGCUACAGUGACUCUGAUGCAGUGCUCCUUUGUUUUGACAUCAGUCGCCCAGAUAUCUUUGACAGUGGACUUAAGAAGUGGAGGGCUGAGAUCAUCGACUUUUGCCCCAGUACUCGUAUUCUCCUUGUUGGUUGCAAGACAGACCUUCGGACGGACGUAUGCACGCUGAUGGAGCUGUCCAAUCAGAAACAAACACCCAUCACUCAUGAGCAGGGCUCUGCCAUGGCCAAACAGUUGGGCGCUGAGGCUUAUCUGGAGUGUUCGGCCUUCACCUCUGAGAAGAGCAUCCACAGCGUGUUCCGCACAGCUGCACUGGCUUGCAUCAACAAGCUACAGCCGCUCGCCAAACCCAGCCCGACCCGCCGGCUGUCCAAACGCCUGCUCCACCUGCCCAGCAAGUCCGACCUCUUCUCCUCCACCUUCAAGAAGGAGAAGGCCAAGAGUUGCUCUGUAAUGUGAGUGGAGAACUUCACCCCCCCGUAACAAAAGCUACACCAUUCCCUGCGCUUUGGUCUGGGGAAGGGGGGUGGGAUCCGAUUGCCACAUCAAUGACGUGUGGAAUCCUUCCUCACCCCCCAAAGAAACACCUUUCAGAACAAGUGGACACCUCGCUGUCCUCCUUGUCCUGAGCUCUUCAACAGUGCAUAUGUAUUUUCAGUACUGUAUCUUGCUAUUAAACGAGAUUCGAUCAUCAGCCAUCAUCUAUUCACUCCUUGUUAUCAAGAGAUUUGCUGUCAUUGUGUCAGUUGAACCUCGGAAUGAUUCAACUAAAAGUAAAUAGGAAACAGAUGUUUAAAAAAGGUUCCAAUGUUCAAUGUAAGCUAUUUGAUCUAUAAAUACAAGAUCUCUAGUGUAAGAUUCAAAAGAAAUACCUACAGAAUGCACUAAAAUUGUGAAGCUGUGCACAGAGGAGAAGGCGGCCCAUUUGGCAUUGUCACACUGGUUGAAUUGGCGGCAAUGUAGGAAGCGAAACUUGACAAAUUAAAAUCCAAUCAUAU
Molecule: messenger RNA, 1371 nt
Organism: Cyprinus carpio (common carp)
Lineage: Eukaryota; Metazoa; Chordata; Actinopteri; Cypriniformes; Cyprinidae
Product: rho-related GTP-binding protein Rho6-like
Biological process (GO): small GTPase-mediated signal transduction
Molecular function (GO): GTP binding; GTPase activity
Source: RefSeq, a predicted model, not a curated record